GCGGUGUUGAUUCUUUUCAAAGACGCUCCUCACCGGUCUAUCGCCGGAGCUUGAAACUGUUCCAUGGCAGAUUAUUCGUAUGAGGAAGAGUGUAAAUACUAAAUACCUUUUCAAGGCAGUUCUGACUGGCGACUCGGCGGUCGGGAAAUGCAGAUCGAAGCUUCUGUCGAGGUUCUCGAACGAUGAGUUGUCGAGGUUGUCGAAACAUGAGUUCCGAUUGGAUUCUAAACCGACCUUAGGAGUCAAAUUCGCUUAUAGGAAUGUUAAGAUUUCACACAAGAUCAUCAAGGCUCAAAUAUGGGACACCGGAGUAUUAUGAAGAACUAAAGUGUUCUGCUCUGCAAUCCAAGUCAUGAAGCACAUAUUUAUGUCACAUUAAUGCUAUGCGGCUUGUAGACAAUUCAAGAAGGUACUCUUGGAUAGAGGGAUAACAAUUACAAGGCUGAAUGAACUCAAAAGAAUCUCAUCUCUGCUCUAGCAACAAAUGGGCAAAGGGCUAAUGCCCUUGACAUAUAUGAAGAAAUCAAGCAAUCUGGAGGUUAAAGCUGUUUUAUCUUUCAUUGACUGUUGACGAUCCAACAUGGAGGAUAAAGCAGGCUGCUGGUUACUUGCACCACCACCACGGUCCCCUCCAUUGUUGUUCUUUCACAACCCAGAUUUUCAGAAGAUGGCCUUCUCCUCAAUCAGAGAUGAGAAAUAUCACCUUGUCAAAACAUCACCUCCACAUCUUAUGGCAAAGAAAUCCAGGCUUACUUUCAUGGCUGGUUCAUCUUACUUGACAAAGAUCAGAAGAAUCAUCAUACUCUAAUCUGGAAUCUGCUGUACCAUGAAAAAAGGUACUCUCUCUGGAAUCCCCUGACCUUGGAGUUGAUAUGCUUACCUUCUCUUACAUUGAAUGCCAAACAAAAAUUCAAAUUCUGCAUAUUAUCUUCUCCUCCUGGUAAUCUCGACAGCAUGCUCAUAUUAUUUGAAAAACAAAUCCCAUCAUUAAUCUUUUGUAGGAUUGGGAUUGGAAAUAAGGAAUGGAACCAUCAAAGUAUCAAAUUAAAGUUGGAGAAGAAUGAUUUUCUGAUUAAUGCUGUCAUCUGCAAUAGAACAUUAUACUGCUGUACUUUUAAUUGGCCAAAACUUGUAAAGAUUGAUCUUAGAAUGCCAGAUGGCCAUCUUCUACUGGUUUUGUUGGAUGGUUAUAUUGCAGGUCAUGAACAAUCCUCAACAAUAUUUAGUCAGUACAUGCUAGAAUCAUGGGGUGAACUUUUUUUAAUUUAUUUGGUUAGAAGAUCAUCAUUUGCUCCUCCACUACUGUCGGAAAGACAAGUUAUUUAUGGAGGUUUUCAGACUGGAUUCAUGACGGCAUGAAGUUUUGGCCAUCAAUACUAGGUUUCAAUUGGAAGCCCCCCCAAUCCGAUGGACGAGUGCAGCUAUAGAAGGUCUUGCAGGUAAUGAUUCUCUGCACCCUUUGCUUAUGUUUUGUAGAAAAGGUGACAAUAUUUGCAGCUUCAUUGAUCUGUGGGCGAAAAAUAUCCCAUGAACAUUCCUAAUAACCAAUUGAAAAACAUAAUGAUAAGGAUGGUGUUUGAUGUUACAAGAAAAUCAUUCCAUAUUUCUUCGGAAUCCUUUUCUAAAGAAAAUCAUUCAACUUGC
Rubroshorea leprosula is the source of this 1644-nucleotide messenger RNA. NCBI's taxonomy places the organism in Eukaryota, Viridiplantae, Streptophyta, Magnoliopsida, Malvales, Dipterocarpaceae. The record is from the annotation of a GenBank genome assembly.